Messenger RNA from Ostreobium quekettii, 1182 nucleotides. Lineage: Eukaryota; Viridiplantae; Chlorophyta; Ulvophyceae; Bryopsidales; Ostreobiaceae. The record is from the annotation of a GenBank genome assembly.
AUGGGCAUCACCCCCGUGCGGAUGGCGCCCCUGGCGCUGAUGCUGGCCGUCGCCCUGGCGGACGCCAGCUUGCUCGACGUCCGUCCCUCAACAGAUUUAGACAACGCCAAGCUAAGAAGGUUGCUGUGCGACAAGCCCGACUGCUGCAUCGACUUCGACUACGACAGCUGCGAGUGCACGAAGCUGAAGGACUACUGGUACAUGCGCGGUGGGCAGUGCACCUUCGUGUGCCCGCACUGCUGCUCGGAGUGCGACCACGACAACCACUUCUGCAAGUACUUCAAGGAGCUGUGGUACUGGAAGGAACAGAAGUGCGUUUUCGAGUGUCCUUCCUGCUGCCAGAAAUGCGACUACCAUAAUUUUAAAUGCGCGGAGGCCAAGGAGGGCUUCUACCUGGACGGGGUGUCUUGCACCGCAUAUGAGUCACCCCCGGAAAAGGAACCAGAACAGCAACCGGAAAAGGCGCCUGAACCGGAGAAAGAGCCGGAAAAGGCGCCGGAGCCGGAAAAGGAGCAGUGGGCCUGCCCGCUGUGCUGCUCCAAGUGUGACCAUGAGAACUCGAAGUGUGACGAGUUCAAGCAGUACUGGGUGUACGAGGACGGGAAGUGCAGGUUUGAGUGCCCGCACUGCUGUGGAGACUGCGACUACGAGGGGCGGACGUGCAAGUACAUCAAGGCUGGGUGGAAAUAUGAGGGGGGCGACUGCGCGUUCGAGUGCCCACACUGCUGUGGGGAAUGUGACUACGAGGGACACGGGUGCAAGUGGGUGAAGGAAGCAUGGCAGCUGGUGAACGGGCUAGAAUGUGAGGAGAAGGUGGACUGCCCGGCGUGCUGUGGGGAGUGUGAGGACGGAAACAAGGUGUGCAAGUGGUUCUACCGCCACUGGACGUGGGAGGACGGCCAGUGCGUGUUCCGCUGCCCGGACUGCUGCCUGGCCUGCGACGCCGCCAGCGGCGAGUGCGCCGGCACCCAGCCGGGCUGGGAGUACCUGGACGGAAGCUGCGCGCUGAAGCCGCCUGCGUGCCCGCCGUGCUGCAACAACUGCCUGCAGGCCGGCGACAAGACCAUCUGCAACGGCGUGCUGCCGGGAUUCGAUUAUGACGGCUGGCGGUGCGUGGACAGGCGGCGUGGCGACGAUGAUGAUGAUGAUGAUGACGACGGGGAUGACGACGACAGGCGAUGA